Molecule: messenger RNA, 2979 nt
Organism: Theobroma cacao (cacao)
Lineage: Eukaryota; Viridiplantae; Streptophyta; Magnoliopsida; Malvales; Malvaceae
Product: WAT1-related protein At1g43650-like
Cellular component (GO): membrane
Molecular function (GO): transmembrane transporter activity
Source: RefSeq, a predicted model, not a curated record
GGAUUCCUUACCAAUGACUACAACAUCCUUGAUACCAAAAACUAGUCGUGGCAAUUACAGAAAAAGAAAGACCUGUGGUGGACCUAAGUGGGCUUCGCCAUAAGGGAUUUGUUCAUUGAUAUAUAUUUAGGUGCCAUUUAUGUAUAGAAUCCAAAAGUUGAAACGGGCACUCGACAGAAAGUUUUACAUCCGGUGUCCACAAGAGUUAAGUAAACGAGUGAUUCCGCAGAGCCAUAUAUAGGUGGGUAAUUAUGAUGUCUAAACAAAUAAAUGCUGCUAUUAUAGUACAGUGGUAUUUAGCAAAAGCCCAUGCAGACUUGGCAAAAAAGAGUUUAUCAAUAUGCCAAUCUCUGACGCAGAAUUCACUGUCUCCCCGAAUAUAUGGCAUGGCAUCUGUAAGAAGCUCUAGCCCUUUGGAUUUUCCAAUGCUCCCCGCAUUUAUUUCUCCUCUAAGACCCUUUUGACUCUUCUAUGUUUAUUGGGAAUCAGAGAAAUACAUGCUCAGCAGAACAAACAGGCGACAGCCGUUUCCGAUCUCUUUUUUCAUGUAAUUUUAGCCAUAUCCCUCUAUUUCACUCGCUUUACAGGGAAGUUUGAAGAUUUUUAGUCGUUUAAAGAGAAUGGCCGUAAUGGGAACAGUGAGGAAAUGGUUGGGGUGGUCACAGAUGGUAGCGAGCAUGUUGGCCGUCCAAGUCUUUGCAACAGGGCAGCAGCUGCUUUCUAAAGUCAUCUUGAGUCAAGGAACCUUCAUCUUUGCACUCAUGGCCUAUCGACAUUUAGUCGCUGCUCUCUGCGUUGCUCCUUUUGCUUUCUUCCUGGAAAGAGGUAAUUCAAAGAAGCUGACCUGGUCGACUUGGUUCUGGCUCUUCAUCAAUGCCUUAACAGGGAUAACAGCGGCCAUGGGACUGUUCUAUUAUGGUCUUCGAGACACCACAGCUACAUAUUCCACCAACUUCCUCAACAUAAUUCCAAUAGUCACCUUCGUUUUCUCCAUCGUUUUCCGAAUAGAGAAGCUAGGACUAGGCACCAGAGCAGGCAAAAUUAAGAUUGUGGGUGCAAUUUUGUGCGUGGGAGGUGCGCUGACAACUUGUCUCUAUAAGGGAAAAGCAUUCUAUCUUGUUCAUGAUCAUAAUUUUCACAGGCCUGCUGCUAUGAACGUAUCCAAGUCUCACUGGACUCGUGGAACUUUCAUGCUUAUUGGUAGUUGCUUGUGCUACGCUACUUGGUAUAUAUUGCAGGUCAAGUUGCUCAAAGUAUUUCCAUCAAAAUACCGGGCAACGCUGAUAACAUGCAUCAUGGCGUCCAUACAAUCAGCAGCAUUAGGCCUGUGCUUAGACAGGCGCAAGGCUGCAUGGAGAUUAGAGUGGAACUUGCAGCUAGUUACUAUAGUUUACUCGGGAGCACUAAGUACCGCUGCAACAUUCUGCUUACUUGCAUUGUCGAUUGCUAAGCGAGGCCCCACUUAUGCCCCUAUGUUCAACCCGCUGGCCCUAAUCUUUGUGGCCAUAUCAGAAUCUUUAGUACUUGGUGAAAAGAUGAGACUGGGAAUCGUGCUUGGCACGGUUAUGAUAAUAGUUGGACUGUACUCGUUUUUGUGGGGAAGAAGGAAGGAAACAAAAUGCUUGCCUCAGCCAGAUGCAGGAGCUGAAGAAUUGGCGAAAACAGGUCCUGAAUUUGGAGAGAUGCAGUUGAAGACCAUAGUAAUACCAACUAAUACUUCGCCUGUUAAAAGCGUCUAUGCCAUGGAAGAAGGAGCUCUAAAAGAUACUGUAGAACGCUGAAGUCAGUGCGAACCCAUUUUUGUGAAGGGUCUACUACACAAGAAAAUAUAACCAACCCACCUUCUUAAGAAACUAGGCUCUUGAUUUUAGAAAUUUGACAAAUAAAUUCAAGGGCUCUCUUUUAAAUCAAGUAUAUUUCGCUUUUGUAGUAAUUUCCUUUUUGUCUCUUCUUAUUUAUCUUGGAACCCAUAUUUUAAAAUUACAGGGGCAUAAUAACUCAAAAAUUUUCCGAAAAGAAGAGGUGAAGAGGAAGCAAAGUUGUUGCGUUUCACGAAACAAAUAAUGUUGUACUUAAGAUGACAAACAUCAGGUUUUGUUUAACUUUUCCUUGUGUCCCUUUGGCUAUCAGUCAAGCGGGAGAAAGUCCUACUGUUAUAGGACAAGAAGGAUCCAGACUAUGUCAAAAGGGGGGAAAAUUGAUUCAUAUUAGAGGCAACAGAAGCAAAAAUAAUUGAUCUGUUGCUACUUCUGUUUGCAGACAGCUUUUCAACUAUGAGGUUCAAAAGACAGGGAGAAUCGGUAGCAUGCCAUUUUAAAAGAAGCAGGGACAACGGAGGUAGCUAGGCAGAGAGCCUGGCGGAUGACCGAAAAUGUUUUCAGAGAAGUUGGUGAUGGCGAAGGAUUAAUUACUAUGGACUUAGCUAAUUUAAUCUUUGUUUUCAACAUGCUUCAGCACAAUUUCUUGCUUACAAUGAGAAAUGACAGAAAUCUCUGGAAUUUUGAGAUAUUGGUCCGUUAUAUACUAGAAUAAAAUCAAAAUAGUUUCCAGGUUCCGCAUGAUUUUACAAGCCAAGCUAAUAAUGUCAUACUUCUAAUGAAAGAUGCUACAUAGAACUAUAAACAGUAGAAACUAAUAAGAACGAAAAUUAAGAAUAACACAAACUCAGAAAAGCAUUGACAAUGAUCUCAUGAACCUCUGGUGAGUUGAGAGCAAUGUAACAGUAAACCAGCUCUUCCAUUGUAUUCCAAUCACGUACACCUGCAUCAUCAAUCAUCUCUAAUAUGGACUCUCUUAUAUCGGAAAAUGGGUCCUUAGACAACUUAACUACACAGAGACUGCCAGCAAAAACGCCGCUACCAUCACCAGGCAAGGUGGCUGAAAAGCUAAUUCUAUCGUGCCGCUUCAGCCUGCGUUUCUUCCUUUCCAUCUUGUUGAGCUCCUCAAAACCAUCCAUGCCUCCUGCAAAACCGUGCAUUG